Molecule: messenger RNA, 948 nt
Organism: Pseudoliparis swirei
Lineage: Eukaryota; Metazoa; Chordata; Actinopteri; Perciformes; Liparidae
Product: glutathione S-transferase A-like
Exons: 6
Coding region: 77-748 (223 amino acids)
Cellular component (GO): cytoplasm
Molecular function (GO): glutathione transferase activity; glutathione binding
Source: RefSeq, a predicted model, not a curated record
UCUCGUCGUCUUCACCCUCCGCUUCGCACGAUUUUCACGCCUUCGCGUCCAGGUGUCACAGUUCACGCGUCUAGCCAUGGCCAAGGACAUGACUCUGCUGUGGGGCUCCGGCUCCCCGCCGUGCUGGAGGGUCAUGAUCGCGCUGGAGGAGAAGAACCUGCAGGGCUACAACCAGAAGCUGCUCUCGUUUGAAAAGGGCGAGCACAAGUCUGCGGAGGUCAUGGCCAUGAAUCCCCGGGGGCAGCUUCCUUCCUUCAAACAUAAAGACUUCGUCCUGAAUGAGUCCUACGCUGCCUGCAUGUACCUGGCGACUCAGUUCCAGUCCCAGGGCAACAAGCUGAUCCCGGACUGCCCAGCGGAACAAGCAAUGAUGUACCAGCGCAUGUUUGAGGGCCUCACACUCAACCAGAAAAUGGCGGAUGUUAUCUACUACGCCUGGAAGGUUCCGGAGGGAGAGAGACACGACUCUGCUGUGAAGAGAAAUGCAGAGACUCUGACUGCUGAGCUCAAGCUGUGGGAGGGUUACCUCGGGAAGGGUUCUUUCCUGGCCGGAAAUAAGUUUUCACUGGCUGAUGUGAUUGGUUUUCCAGGCAUCGCUUAUCUCUUCCGUUUCCAGCUGUGUGAAGAGCGUUACCCUAAACUGGCAGCCUACUAUAACUCCCUAAAGGACCGAGCCAGCAUCAAAACCAGCUGGCCUCCGACCUGGCUGGACACCCCAGAUACAUCCGCCAUGCUCAAAAACAUCUGAGACUCAAACGCACAUCAGCUGAACCACUGGAACUGUUCCUGUUGCGUAUUAUGUAACCACUCCUUGCUUUGCACUACUCUAGCUGGCAGCACUUUUUAAGAAAUGUGCUUUUGCGUUGGUUAUUAAUUGCCUAACAUAAUGUGUGUAGGUUUAAAACUGCAUAUUCAUUCUGUGCUGUGAACAAUAAACAUUGGCUUUCA